Ictalurus punctatus (channel catfish) is the source of this 3869-nucleotide messenger RNA. Its product is annotated as protein shisa-like-2A. The coding region runs from base 929 to 1432 and encodes 167 amino acids. NCBI's taxonomy places the organism in Eukaryota, Metazoa, Chordata, Actinopteri, Siluriformes, Ictaluridae. The transcript is spliced from 3 exons. The record is from RefSeq and is a predicted model, not a curated record.
CUUAGCAACCUGUAAUGGCUUGUGGAGCUCAAAGCUGUUAGCGCUAAAGCCAGAGGAAGGAGAGAAAGAGAAAUAAAGUGAGAGAGUGAGAGGAGCUCGAGAGCGGGCUAAAGAGAGUGGGGGAAAGGAGACAAAAAAAGGGAGAGGAGAAAGGGAGGAAAGGAAAAAGAGAGGAGAAAGAAAUAGAGAGAGAGAGAGUGAUAGAGCAAGUGGAAGGAGAACAAGGAAAUGAGAAGGACACGGACCGAGAGAAAGAGGAAGAUAAAACGAUAGGACAGGGAAAGAGAGGAAACGACUGAGAGGUGAGGAAAAAAACAGACAGGAAGGAAGGAAGGAAAGGAGAAAGAGUGAGGGGAGAAGAAGAAGAGAGGAAAGGGAAGAGAGGGGAGAAAAUGAGUUUGAUGCAAAAGAAUGAUAUAGACAGAGGAAUCAGACAGAGAGAGAGAGAGAUAGAGGGAGGGGGAAAGGAAAGACAAAAAUAAAGCUACAGACAAAAUGAGAAAAGAGUGAAGCAAGAGAUGCGGAUUGAUUGAGAGGGGGGAAGGAGUAAGAGAGAACAAAGUGAUGGAGAGAGGGUGGAUAGAGUAAAAGAAAUAGAGGAGGGUGACAGAACGAGAGGAAGGAGAAAGAGGGAGGACAGAGAGAGAGGGGACAAGCAAGAAAAGUGAAUGACAGGUAUAGACAGAGAGGAAGGAGAAUCAGAGAGAGAGAGAGAGAGAGAGAGAGAGAGAGAUCUACAGGUACGCACACUGCUUCUUUCCCUCUUUUCCUCUCGCUCCUCCUCGAGCUGCCUCUCACACUGUUUCAGCACACACUCAGCACUAUGGUGCGCCUUGCCGCUCUCAGCCUCUGAUCCGAUCUGAUCUGCGGCGCUUUUGUUUUGCGCUCUUUUCUUCUCUCUCCUCCUCCGCGUGUGCUGGACAGCAUCAUGAGCGCAGAAUGCACGAGCUACUACAGCGCAGAGCACGAGUUCAUCAGCGCCUUCACCUGCCCGAGACCGGGGGGAGACGCACGCGCCGUGUACUGCUGCGGCUUCAACGACGUCAAGUACUGCUGCGACGAUCCCAACAGCUUCUUCCCCUACGAGUAUGGGUACAUGUGGUGGCUGAGUGUUGGUGCUCUGGUGGGUUUGUCCAUAGCUGCUGUAGUGCUGCUGGCCUUCAUCAUCACGCUGUGUGUGCUCUGUUACCUGUUCAUCACCACCAAACCCCGAGGACUCGAUAAUGGUCUCACGCUGCAGGUGCCCGGGUCUGAGGCCGGUCCUCAAGAGGCUUCGAGUCAGCGCAGUGCUCCGUCCGGACCUCAAGGCUUCCGCAAGCAUUUUCUGAGAGGCAAACUGCACUGUGACAACCAGCCGCCCGACCCGGAGCGCCUGUUUCAGCGCUGCUACAUGGCCACUGUUACCACCAUUAAUGUCGAGGGGCCUUCGUAAAGCAGCUCUGCUUCUGAAACUUUGGUAGCUCUAAAGAACAUCCUACCCUAUCCUGCGCCAUCAUACCACUCACGUUGCAGACCACAAGGGGGCACUCUGCAAAAGCCUGAACUAUGUUAGCAACCUGAACUCACCGUGAAUUACGGUCGAGGAAAAAAAUAAAGAAAGAAAGAAAAAUAGAUAAGUCUUACGGCGCCCCCUGGUGGCCAAGUGACUGCCUGUUCGUGUGCAUCUGUCUGAAAAGUACAACCAGUGUCCAUGCUUUAUUUUUAUUUUUAUUAUAUUCCAGCAGAUAUUUUUUUGAAAAUCAAAUCUAUAAAUACUUUUCCAGCAGGGAACCGAUGGAGUGUAAAUAUCCAGCGACACACCACUGUUUUGCUUCUUUUUUAUUAUUUGCUGCUUAUGCGUGAUCCAUAAUCUGAUCGUUCAUUGGUGCAGUGCAACUGAUUUGCCUAGACGCCAUGUUGAGAACAGCGAGUGUGCUUUUGUUUUUGCUUUUUUCAGUAUUAGCUGUUACUCUCUCCAAAACUCGACUUAUAGACGCAGCGGACCAGAAAUCACGAAACUAAUUCAGUUACAUUCACAUUCAGUGUGUUAAAGGACCGUCGGAAGGCGUAGGAUUAGGGAGACAUCGACGAGACGUUUAUCAGACUGAUUGAGAAUCUUGAAAUUGUAGACCAAAUCAGUCCCUCCAGGAUCGCAGAAAUGAACACAAAAUCAAGGGAAGUCAGCAAUAUAUACGUAGGAGCUUGCAAUUUUUCAAGAUUUUACGCAGAUUUGGGCCAAGACGUGUCAUGUGACGUCAUCAUGACAGUCAAAACCAUCCUCGAUUCACGUACGUCGAACACGAGUACAGCUAAGAGGUCCCAUUUACCAAUGAACAUCACUGCGAAACGAUUUCAUGCAAUUGUGAUUUCACCAAUUCGAGUAGCUUUUUUGAAGAAAAAAAAAAAACGUCACAAAUCGCAAAUUUUGAGAAAAGCCAGGGCAAAAUCGAGCAUUUUUGGCCACAACAAUCACAAAGAAACUCUGCGAAAUCCUGUACAGACUGACUACUACUGAAGUGUGUAACCUGCCGAGUAAUAACCAGUCAGUGAUGUCGUUUCACAUUUUAUUUAGCUUUGUUUAUGCUUCCCUGGUGUGCAAAUACACUACUAAACUCGUUCUUCAUAACGUUAGUGAGCUGAUUUUAAAUGAGCUGGAUUAGCUAGCUACGUUAGUUACCUCGGAGCAAGCUACCAAUGAAGCACUCCUAUAGAGCAGUAAGUGAAGUCACGGCGGAAUCUCAGCUCAUCGUCUAAAACAACACGCUGGAUAGGACUUUUUUCCUUUUUGAUCAUUACAUCUGAAAUCAUUUUGCGCCAUCUGUUCAUUAGCACGACAGCAUACUGUACACGAGGCGUAUGCGGCAUCUGAUUAUUUUCACGAAUAAACGUGGAGGAGAUCGUAACCAGUAUGACGAGGGUAUAGUAGCGUGAGAAUCGGACUCUCAGGGUUAACGUUAUGCAAGCCCAUGUUUACAUCAGCGCCAUCACCUCAGUACCCAGAUGCACGAGCUAUUUUUUUUGUACAGGCCACGCCCCUGUAUUGCAUCGAAGUGCUUUAAACAGACUUGUGUAAAUAUCGAAAGUGGCCAUGUUUCGAGUUGGAAGACUUAAUCUUAACGGGGUUACUCGUACAAUAUUAAACGCGUAAACAAAACCACCGUGACCAGGAUAAAAAUACCACAGCAUAUUUAUUCAUAUGUCUAUGUUUAUCUAUCCUUUUAUUUAUUUUUCAUCCAGUACGUCGAAGCGACGUUAAAUUCGGACUGUUUUGAGAUUAACGCUAAACACAUCACAAAUGGUUCGAUAUAAAUACGAGUUUUUGUUUAAGUCUGAUCUCAGUAGUAUUUCUGAAAGAAUGUUUAACAUAAAAUCAUUGUUUUACCCGUAAUUAUAUCCAUACAGGCUCUAAUUAACACCAGUGAACAUAUGCUAACACUGUGUGUGCUUUAGCACCUUAUGGUCUGUUAUUAGCAUUCACAUGCUAACAUUGCCUUGAAGUCUUGUUCUUAAUUCGCUAUGCAUCUUCUUUCUUUUCCUUUUUUUUGUCGAAAUGCUAAUCAGUGACAUAAGAGUGACUUUCUGACAAAUCUGGUAGCAUGAAAAAGAAAAAUCUGUGUUGUGAAGGCAUUUCUCUUCACCUGUGGUAAUAAAUCCAGAUUUCAAGGAUUUUCCCUGGGCAGUUACUCCGCCCCCUGCCAUUAUUAACUCUGCACACCAGUGGACUUGUGGGAAAUCUGGCCAAAUCUCUGCCGUUUGUUUACCUGUUUUGCAUUCUUAAAUCUAAUUUGUGUUGGGUCUAUUUUCUCAGUCUAAUCCUUAUGUGUCGUGUCCGUGAAACUCCGGAGCUCAACUGAACCGUGUAUCGAAUGGAGACUUGAUUAAAUGUGCUG